Argiope bruennichi is the source of this 4415-nucleotide messenger RNA. Its product is annotated as TIP41-like protein. The record is from RefSeq and is a predicted model, not a curated record. Gene Ontology annotation, cellular component: cytosol. The transcript is spliced from 7 exons. Bases 110 to 934 code for a protein of 274 amino acids. Gene Ontology annotation, biological process: TOR signaling. Lineage: Eukaryota; Metazoa; Arthropoda; Arachnida; Araneae; Araneidae.
AAAAAGAUGUAAACAAUUUCUAACGUGACACUGAUCAAAUUUCAGAUUUUCAUUACUCGUUUGAUAUUGACUUAAAUAUUUAGCGUUUAUCUGUAUAAUAAUCUUAAAUAUGAGUGACAAAGUGGCUGUUGAUAAAGCUACUUUCAAUUUUGGUCAAUGGACAGUACAAGCCAAUAAAAGCCAUAUUUUGCAAUCGAGAUGUACUCAACCGCUUCAGUGUAAUGUUCAGAAUGAGGGAACGCCGGUUGACAAAUCUGUUUUGUGUGAUUUUUGUUUGUAUGAAAAAGAACUUGAACUUCCACAAUUACCAGAAAUGUUAUUUGCCAGCAAUAGCCUAAAAUUAGAACAUGAUAAUGGUUUUGGAAUAGAAUUCAAUGCUUUAGAUGCAUUGAAAUUAGUAGACAGUAAAAAUGAUGUCAUGAAAGUUGCUGUGGCUGAAGCCUGGCAAGAAUCAAGAGUGGAAGACUGUAAAAUAAAAGAUGUAGUAAAGCCAUUCGAUUGGACUUACACUACUCGUUAUAAAGGAACAUUAUUUGGAGGUACUGAAAUUUUCAAAGUGACACCAACAGAAGAGCGAAUCAAUGUUGAGAAAUUGAAAGUGAAAUCCAAAAUUUUAUUUUAUCAGGACAUUAUAUUAUUUGAAGAUGAACUGGCUGAUAAUGGAACUGCUCAACUUUCAGUUAAAAUGAGGAUUAUGCCCGAUAGUUUCUUAAUACUUCUGAGGUUUUUCUUAAGAGUGGAUAAUGUGCUGGUGCGAAUAAUCGAUACUCGAAUUUUUCAUGAGAUUGGAAAGAAUUACCUUUUAAGGGAACAUACAGCAAAAGAAAAUAAGAUAAAGGAUCUACAAGUAAGCAUAGCUCUACUGAAUACUCCUGCGGACCUUUGGGAUCAUCUGAGCACAGUGUCAUAUGAAAAUGAAAAAAUUGAAUUCUAAUCAUGUAACAGAUAUUCUGUAUCAUCCUGUAAAUAUAUUUUAUUAUGAAACUAAAAGGUUCAUUUAUUCCUCUAAACAUCUGUUAUUGUCUUUCAUACCUCAUUAUAGAAAUAAAUUGCAAACAUUAAUUUAUAUAUCCUCGUUUUGAAGGAAUAUUAAAUAUUUAUAAAUAUAUAAUUUUUUUAAACUUUGUAACAUUAGAAAUAGUUAAAGAUCUUUAUGAAAUAAUUGAAGUAAAUUUGAAAGUAUUAUUAAUAAAGUGCAUUAUUUUUUUUCUAAUUGUUGAAUCUUUUAUUGCUAUUAGAUGAAGAUAAAUUUUAGAAAAACUUUGAUUCAUAAUUUUUGAUAACACAAUUACUGAAGUCUUAUUAAAUGCCUUCCAAGACAUUGUAGCCGAAUUGAAUUUUAGUAAUUUUGAUAAUUCCUUAGAGAAUGAAUAGUAUAUGUAAAUAUGUUAAAUAAUACUUAAAUAUGUUAAAUAUUACUUUUUGAUUGCAUAAAAAUAUCAGAGGGCAGAAAGGAAAGAUUUAAUUUUAAAAGGAUUAAAAAAGUGUAUAUGCUUGUAUUAAAUAAUUGUCUGAUCUGUUAAUUUAUAUAAACUAUUUCCAUUUAUAAGGAAUAUUAAUUAUUAUUACAAAAAAUAAUCUAUUCAGGUGUAAGCAGACAAGUAAUUAUUUCUAAAUUAACAUUCUUUUUAUGUUUCAUUGUUGUCUUGACUUAUAACAUUACUUAUAGCAUUAUUUAAAGCAUACUUUAAAAUAUUUUAUUUGUAUUGUACUUAUAUCUAUACAAUUGUAUGGUUUCUUUUGUAAAAUUUUAAUUGCUGAAACUGUAUAAAGCUUCGUAGAAAUAAAUGUAUUAGCAAUGAACUUAAUUUAACAAAUGCAUGCUCCUUGCAGUCAGUGAAAAAUAUAUUCAUAUUUAAAUUUAUUAAAAUCUGUGUUAUCAGUUUAGAAAUAUAGAUCACAAAAAUUUAUUUAUUUUAAUUGAAAAUAACAUUGAUUUGGAAAUUUUACUAGAAAUUGAAUCACCGUUUAAAAUUUUCCUAAAUCAAGUUUGCAAAUUUCUAAAUUAUUCAGUUUUAUAGGAAUAAUUUUUAUUUCUCUAGCUAAUUCAUAAAUUCAGCCUUUUCUUUUUAAUUAAUGCUAUUUUAAGGGCAUCUAUUAUUUAAAUUAUUUAUUUAUUUUUGUUUUUAUUUUAAAAUGAAAUGACAAAUGAUGAUUUUAUAUAAUUUUUUAACUGUAAAAUGUAGAAUAGUAUUUAAAAUAUUAAAAGUUCCUUUUAUGUAAAUAUUUUUAGAAUUUUCAUUUAUAUAUCUGUAUUGUUUUAAAUUGCUUUUUAAAUUUCUAAGAAAUAGUUUACUUCUUAUAUGUAAAGUUUACUUCUUCAAAAAUUUCUUACUUAUAAGGGCUGUUUCCUUUUCUUUUCUUCUCCUACCCCCUCCUGUUUUACAUUUUUAACAUUAAACAAAAGUAUAAAGCAAUAAAUGUGCCUGUUCUCUGGUGUAGUAAUAUAAAGCAAUACUUUUGAAUAUAUGGUUCAAAUAUAUACAUAUAUAUAUUAUGUAAAAAUAUUUUAAUAUUAUUAUUUCUAGUUUCCUAGAUUCAUAUUUUUUUGUCUUUAAAUCCUAUUUAGCUCAUCAUAAUUUCAGAUUUUUUUAUAUAACUAGUUUUUAUUAUGAUGAAAUAAUUAGAUAUUUAUUUUUUUAUACAUAUAAUAUUCAUAUAAUUUUAAUUCGUUGCAUUUUUCUAAAUAAAAUACAAAAGACACGUGCUAUUAAUAAAUGAAUGAAUAUUAAUUACAUUAUUCUUAUUUAUGAAAUGAAUAUUUCCCUUGUAUGUGUCAGAAUAUUUGUAAAAGAAACUCGUUUCUAAGCUUGUGCUUUCUUUUUUAAUGUUUAGAAGUAGGGUAUAUGUCAGUUUGUAUUUCAUGCAACCUUUGAUGAAUUAAAAAAAUAUAUAAAAAUAAAGAGUUGUUUAUUUUAAUUAACUUAAUGUAAAUUUAUUAUUGAAAAGUUUAUAAAUGUUUUAUUAUUUCCACCAUUUAGAAAUUGCUUCUGUAUUGGAAACUUUUGUUUUAAUGAUGAUACUCUUAAAUAGGGUUGUCAGGUGCUACAUGUGACUCUAAGUGAUUGUCUUUGUAACUUAGCUGACUUAGCAAAUAUAACAGAAUAUUUGUAAAAGAAACUCGUUUCUAAGCUUGUGCUUUCUUUUUUAAUGUUUAGAAGUAGGGUAUAUGUAGGGUAUAAAAGUAAAAUAAAAAAAACUGUGGUAUUUUAAAAAACCUAAUUAUUUAUGAUUUUUAAUUACAAACCACAACAUUUGCCAAUGUCUUAUCAUUAGUUAUUUUUCCCCGAUACGAAACAGUGAAUAUUUUAUUAAUGAAUCUUUUAUUAAUUAUCUAGCAUAUGCUUAAAAUUCUAGUCUUUGUAAGAAGACUAUUUAAAAAAAAUAAUAAAACUCUAUCAUCUUAAAAAUUAGCAGGCAAAUGUUUUGUGCUUUAGAACUUUGAAACUAGGGUUAAAGAUUAAAAGAAAAUUUUCUUUGUUUUCUGCAACUUUUUUUUUCUAUAGAUGUGGAAGCAAUGCCUAACUAUAUGCAAAUAGAAGUAAUUGAGACUCAAUUCUGUCCAUAUUUGAAGGCAGCAUGUAGUGAAAUUGGAAUGUCUGAAUAUAUGCCAGUUAAAAUUGAAAGUGGCUGAAAACUGGAUUUUACUUAUGAACUUAUGAGUGCUAGCAAUUAUUUAUACAGAUGACACAAAUCUUUUGCCAGGUUUAGAAGUGCUGACCAUUUGUCAGUUUUGAAAGUAAUGAACAAGAUCAAGAUAUCCCUUAUGUAGAAGAGAUGGCAGCAGCAAAGGAAUGCCAAGUUAUAAGAUUUUUUUUUGUAUUUUCAACAUAUAUUUGUGUGUCUCUAAAAAUUAAAGUUUUUACUCUUUUCUGACUACUUAAGCAUAGUUUUUAUUUACCAGCCAUUACCAUUUCUUUAUUUUAUUUACCAGCAUUUAAGUUUGACACAUUUACUUUUAUACAAUUAAGUAACCUCUGUGGAAUAUUUAUUCCCUACCGUCACCAACCCUUAUGAAAUUUGUUGCAAUUUCUUUUCUUCACAGAUGAAUCAAAUGUCAGACUGAUUUGUAUUUAAUUCAACAGAAAUGAAUUCUGUAUCAACUGUUUGAUUCAAUAUUUAAAAUACAACUUUUUUAAAGAAUUGUUAUAAUUCUUUUUUCAUCAUUGCUUACUUUCAUCCUUUAUUUGGUUGUGAUGCUUCAUUAGAUGUAUCUGGCGAAUUUGAGUAUUCUUCAAAAAGUUUCUCAAGUUCUUCAACUUUGCUUUCAAAAUUUAUGUUAUUAAGUUUGCUGAUGAGUUCAAUGUUUGCAACAGCACAAUCGACUAGGGAAAAAAUUAUUAAGAAUUUCUAAGAUAUAUAGUAUGAAGUUUGAAACAAUAAUUUUAAUGUAUAUACUUAUUAAAUAAUUGUAA